This is a messenger RNA of Lachancea nothofagi CBS 11611, 699 nucleotides long. Lineage: Eukaryota; Fungi; Ascomycota; Saccharomycetes; Saccharomycetales; Saccharomycetaceae. The record is from the annotation of a GenBank genome assembly.
AUGUGCUUGUCAGAAAAGAGCGUUUUUGCAAUAGCUGACAGUGGCGGCGCCAACAAGGGAGGCCGCUCGCUGUCGGAGAUCUUGCGAGAGGUAAAGAAGCCUGAGAUCCGCACAAGUGUUCAGUUCAGAGCUGCACUCCCCGAGAGUACGCAGCAACAGCAGCAACAACAGCACCAACAUCAACAGCAACAACAGCAGCACGCUGUGCCAAGGCCAAGCCCAGUGCCCAUGCCCAUGCCAAUGCCAAUGCCGGUGCCAAUGCCAAUGCCCGUGCCAAUGCCCUUACCAGUGGCCGUCCAUAGUGAUCCACUCCCAGCGCUGUCCGCGUGGAUCAGUUCGGGUCCCGAAGCCGCUAGCAAUGUUAUGCUCCCGAUGGGCUUGCCACUGCCGUCCCGCUCUACCAGUGCGUCGUCGUCGCCGCUUGUCCCCGCCGUACGAAAGGCCCCGCUGCCGAACCGGCCCCCCAGCGCCACGUCCCACGAGUGUUUGGCAUGCGGCAAGACCUUUUCCCGGCCCAGUGCACUCAACACACAUGUGCUGAUCCAUACAGGUCACCAGCCCUACAUUUGCGACGUCCCGAACUGCGGGAAACGCUUCAACGUCAAGAGUAAUCUGAUUCGACACAAGAAAAUUCACGGGAAUUCCCAGCAACAGCCUUGUUCAGACACCGGCGACUCCCACCGAUAUAGCAUUAAUUAG